AUGGAUUCAACAAUCGCCCCCAAACCUCGGCCUCGGCCUGCCCAUACUCAGGGAAUCACUCGAUGCGCGUAUACUCCUGACGGUAGUCGUCUCGUCACCGUCGGCUCCAACAAUACCAUCCGCCUUUACAAGACGGGCUCGGAUGGAGAACCCGUCAAUGUCGACGAUUGUCCGGAACAGAACUUGGCUGUCGCCGUUGGUGAUACUUUCUUCGUCGUCGGUUCAGAAGAUGGCACUGUCAGUCUAUACUCGCUCGACACGGGCUCCUACGAGCGCUUCCUCGUCCGCACUUCGAUGCCCAUCCGCGACGUUGCUUUGACUCCUGACCAUCAAUGGUGCGCUGUUGCGAGCGACGAGUUGACCGUCAAGAUUGUGAACACAAAGGACAUUACUCAGGUCAAGCACCUGCGCGAGCAUGGUCGGGCUGUGCGGCACGUUAGCUUCGACCCUCACGGACGGUUGGUUGCGCUGUCGGGCACGGAUGGCAUCGUCUAUGUCUACUCUCUUACCGCUGAAGAGCCUGAGCUUAUCCGAAAGGUGGACGGUAUCAUUGCUUCGCUGGAUGGAGAUAGCGAGGCUUCUACACAGGUCGCUUGGCAUCCGGAUGGUCGGGCGUUUGCCGUGCCAACCCCAGUGAAGGAUAUUCAGAUCAUCUCCAAGAACGACUGGGAGAAGCAACGCACAUUCGCCAAUGGACAUUUGGCCGAUAUCACAGCGCUCGCAUGGUCGCCCAAUGGCUCUAUGCUGGCGUCGGCGAGCAAGGAUGGAAAGCUGUUGAUCUGGGAGACCAAGACGCAGGGUGUGAUUGCACGAUAUGACUACUCCAAUGUCAUUGACCUCGCGUGGCAUCCGACCAAGAACCUCAUCUCGUUUACGACGACAGACGGCGAGGUGUAUAUCUACCCCGACUUCCUGACAGACCAGUUUUCGCCUCUGUUGAAGCUCGAUACACAACCCGCACCCUUCAUCCACGACCCCCUGGCCGAGAUCUCUGCAAACCGACGGCCUCCUCCCAAUGGUCACAAGCACCAGGGGCUCCCCUCACGGCCUCGGCGAGACUCUCUAGGGAGCCUUGACUCAUUCCUGGAUGGCCCAGAUGGAUACGAUGACGACUUUGUGGUCGACGACGAUGGUGCUGGAUACACUGCGGGAGUCGGCCACAAGCGAGGCCGAGACGACGACGAAGCCUUUGGCCUCUCAAACAAGCGUCGACAUAUGCUGGAGCCUCAAUACCACGAGGCUUUCCAGCCAGGUGCAACUCCAUGGCGAGGCAACCGCAAGUAUCUCUGCCUCAACCUCAUCGGUUUUGUCUGGACUGUCGAUCAAGACUCACAUCACACCGUCACGGUUGAGUUCUACGACCAUGAAUUCCAUCGAGACUUUCACUUUACCGACACAUUCCUCUAUGACAAGGCGUGCCUUACUGAACAUGGCACCCUCUUCUCCUGCCCACCCAAGGAUGACGCCCCUGCGACCAUCUUCUACCGUCCCCACGAGACAUGGACUCAGCGAUCCGACUGGCGCACCGAACUGCCCCAUGGUGAGGCUGUGACAGCAAUGUCCUUGAGCGAGUCCUUCAUCACCGUCACUACAAGCACCAACUAUGUGCGCGUCUUCACUCUCUUCGGUAUGCCGUAUCGCGUAUACCGACCGAAGAGCACGCCCAUGGUGACGUGUGCCAGCUGGAGAGACUAUGUCUUGACCAUGGGCAACGGUCCCAUGGGUGCAGAUGGAAACACUCGCCUCUUGUACACAAUCGAGAACGUCAAGCGGGACGAAAUCUGUCAGAACGAAGAUACAGUGGCUCUACCUGAGGGUGCGACACUCAAGAGUGUAUUCUUUUCGGACAGUGGUGAUCCCUGUAUCUACGAUUCAACUGGAACACUCCUCACACUGCUACACUGGAGACAGCCCUCGAGAGCAUGCUGGGUUCCCCUCCUCGACACCAAGCUCCUCGCUCGACUGGCAUCUGGCCGCAAGAACGAGACGUAUUUCCCUAUUGCUGUAGCAGACAACAAGUUCCAUUGUAUCAUCCUCAAGGGCGGCGACCAAUACCCCUACUUCCCCCGUCCCCUCCUGUCCGAGUUUGACUUUUCCAUCCCCAUUGCUUCAGCGCCCAAGCCUCCCAAGCGUCAGACCCGCGAGGGCGAUGAGGACCUCACGAUGGGUGAUGACGACGCGGAGAAUAACAAGGACGGCGAGGAUGAUGACGACUCGUCAGAGACCCGUAAGCUUGAGCAGCAGUUCAUGCUCCACGGCGUCCAGGCCGCUCAGCUUCGUGACCUCGUUGAGUCCACAUCUGGCAGCCACACGCAGCGCUCGCAACUCUCACGGCUCGAGCUCGAGAUUGACAAGACGCUAUUGCAGCUCCUGGCGGUUGAGUGCCGUGAGGGCGAGGAUAGGGGUAUGCGUGCCCUUGAGAUGGUUCAGCUGAUGCGUGACCGCACCGGCCGCAUGAUGGAGGCCGCUGGCAAGGUCGCCGAGAGGUAUGGAAGGACCAUCCUGGGCGAGAAGAUUAGGGAGUUGGGCGAGAAAAGAGUUGGGGGGUUCGAUGAUGACGAUUUCUAG
Molecule: messenger RNA, 2568 nt
Organism: Fusarium keratoplasticum
Lineage: Eukaryota; Fungi; Ascomycota; Sordariomycetes; Hypocreales; Nectriaceae
Product: Mcl1-mid domain-containing protein
Exons: 2
Coding region: 1-2568 (855 amino acids)
Biological process (GO): DNA repair; mitotic cell cycle; DNA-templated DNA replication
Cellular component (GO): nuclear replication fork
Molecular function (GO): chromatin binding; protein binding
Source: RefSeq, a predicted model, not a curated record